Molecule: messenger RNA, 11268 nt
Organism: Pelobates cultripes (western spadefoot toad)
Lineage: Eukaryota; Metazoa; Chordata; Amphibia; Anura; Pelobatidae
Source: the annotation of a GenBank genome assembly
GCCGGGCGCAGCUUGAUGAUGUCAGAUUCAUCAUUGCUCUGAGUUUUCUACUUGACAAAAUCCAACAAAUCUCGAGAUCAACGGUGGCAGAAUGGGAGGAGGAGAUCUGGUACAGUAUAUAAUCUGAAGAUACAAUGUAUACAUUUUAGAAAUCAAUACUUAUUCUAAAUGGAACAUUGAGAGUCCACAUUCCAGUUUAGAUAUAGGAUAAAAUGGCUUAAUCUUUCUGUUUUAUUGCUUGGGGACAACUUAAAAUCUGUCAGCGACAUGCUUGACCAGUGUGGGGUCUUUAAUGAUGAUGAUUUGCUGGGAGCAGAUUGCCAAGGGCAGCAAAGGGAUGACAAGCUAUUCUUUGAAUUAAACACUGGCUGUGUUAUAGGAAUAUUGUGGGCCCAUAAUAAAAUAAAAAAUAGAUCUGGGGUAAUUAACCUUUGCAGAGCAGUGGUCAGUUAAAUAUUUUCCCUAGUUAGCUUUGAGGGGUUUACUUACUUUAUACUAAUCUCUGGCAACAUCCUGAGUGAGUGGAGCAAUACAAAUGGAAAUAGGUAUUUCACUGUCCAAACCGGUAAUAAUGACAGUAUGUUAUUGUAAUACUUGUUAAAGAGUAUAGUCAUUUUUGGCACUUUUUUUUUUAUUGCUUGAGUAUUUAUACUUAUAGGAACACUAUAGUCGCCUAAAUUACUUUAGCUAAAUUAAAGCAGUUUUAGUGUAUAGAUCAUUCCCCUGCAAUUUCACUGCUCAAUUCACUGUCAUUUAGGAGUUAAAUCACUUUGUUUCUGUUUAUGCAGCCCUAGCCACACCUCUCCUGGCUAUGAUUGACAGAGCCUGCAUGAAACAAAAACUGGUUUCACUUUCAAACAGAUGUAAUUUACCUUAAAUAAUUGUAUCUCAAUCUCUAAAUUGAACUUUAAUCACAUACAGGAGGCUCUUGCAGGGUCUAGCAAGCUAUUAACAUAGCAGGGGAUAAGAAAAUAUUAAUUAAACAGAACUUGCAAUAAAGAAAGCCUAAAUAGGGCUCUCUUUACAGGAAGUGUUUAUGGAAGGCUGUGCAAGUCACAUGCAGGGAGGUGUGACUAUGGUUCAUAAACAAAGGGAUUUAACUCCUAAAUGGCAGAGUAUUGACAAGUGAGGCUGCAGGGGCAUGUUCUAUACACCAAAACUGCUUCAUUAAGCUAAAGUUGUUCAGGUGACUAUAGUGUCCCUUUAUACUUUCACCACCCAGCAAGAAAAUUAUUUUCCAUUUACAGGAAUCAACACCUACAAAAUAUGUAAGCCCCUCUAGAUUGCAAGCUUGCUUGAGCAAAGUCCUCGUCAACCUAUUGUUCCUGUAACAUUUUAUAAUAAUGUAAAGCGCUGCAGAAUAAAUGGGCACUAUAUAAAUGCCAGUGAUGAUGAUGAUAAUAAUAAUACGCUGUACAGAUAACAGUACAAUUUAAAGUAUCCUUUGCACAUCGUUGCAUGGUUUGUUGUCUUUAACAAUUUUCAAAUCCUUCUUGUGUGUUGUUAUCCCUAAUUCGCUUCCAUUAAGGGUAUAAGUUGCUUGUGCAUUUUUCUACAUUAAAUUUAAUCUGCCAUUUGAGUUCUCAGACCCCCAGUUUAUCUAAAUCCCUCUGCAGCAAAGUAAUAUCUUGCUCAAAUUGUAUUACUUUACAGAGUUUUGUGUCAUCUGGAAACACUGAAACAUGACUUUCAAUGCUUUUUUCAAAAUCAUUUAUAAACAUGUUAAAUAGAAGGGGUCCCAGAACAGAACCCUGAAGGACACCACUUAUCACCUCUGUCCAGGUAGAAAAUUUUCCAUUAAUGACAACUCUCUUUGCACUAUUUGUAAGCCAAUGUUCUACCCAAGAUCAAGAAUUUUCAUCUAGACCAAUUUCCUUGAGUUUGUACACAAUCAAUUAUGUGGAACUGUAUCAAACGCCUUGGCAAAAUCCAAAUAGAUCACAUCUACUGCAACACCCUGAUCUAUACUUCUACUAACCUCUUCAUAGAACGCAGUCAUGUUAGUUUGACAUGACCUGUGCUUCAUAAAACCGUGCUGAUUUUUGCUAUUAACCACGUUCUUCAAGCAUUAGUUCUCUGGUUUGAUUGGCAAUAUACAGAGUACUUUUCAGAGAUUACAUAGUUGUUGACAAUUUAGUAUUUUAGGUAGUUUAUUCCACAUUUCCAGUUGUCUGUUUUGAGAAGGCUGCUUGACCUUAUUCGUGUUCUAACAGGGAAUGAAGAAUAAGAAUCUAUAAAGUUGGACUUCCAGUGAAUUUAUUUAUGGAUAUAUUGCACUAAUCGUGAGGUUUAUAUGUUGUAUACUUUUAAUUAUUUAGUUUAUAUGAUUAUAUACAUUUUAUUAUAUCGUUUUACAUUUUAAUUUUAAUUUAAUUUCUUAUUUUGUUUACCUGACCAUACUUUUAGAACUUGAAAAAGAGCUGGCAUCCACAGACUCUGCGCAAUGUUGAGAAAGUGUGGAAAGCAGAGCAGAGACAUGAAGCAGAGAAAAAGAAAAUCGAGGAACUGCAGAAGGAGCUGCGAGAUGAGAGGGCUCGAGAGGAGAUGCAAAGAUAUGCUGAAGACACAGGAGCCGUGAAGUGAGUAAUUAAAGAGACACUACUUUCCCAAAAAUUCAAGAAGAAAAUGCAUCUGAUGAAGAAACAUACAAAAGCAUAAAAUGACUGUUUAAGGAAGAAUAUUGACAACUCUAGGGUGUUCUUUAUUUUAUUCCAUAAUAAACUAGCUCUUAUAUCUUUCUAUGUCAUAAUUGUUUCUGUAUUGCUAUUUGCACGUGCUACAUAUAUACAGCAUUAUGUCCUAAUGAUUAGAAAAAAAGACGGUUGCUUACUUAGUAUGCAACCCUCGCACCACAAGGACAGUCCAGGGCUUAACUCUGUCCUAGUGUGCAAAAUAUGGAUGCUGUUACUGAUAUAUUAGUGUCAAAACCUUGCUUGACUUAUUCGUCUUUUAUCUUUACAGAAAGAAAGAUGAAAAGCUCGAUUGGAUGUAUCAGGGUCCAGGCGGCAUGGUGAAUCGUGAAGAAUACCUCCUAGGUCGUCCUGUGGAUAAAUUCAUCCUUGAUAAAAUGCAAGAACCAGAAUCUGGCCCUUCUACUGAGACUGGACUUCUACCAGGGUCCAUAUUUAAUACAUCAUCUGCUAGUUCAUCUCUGGACAUUGCAAACAAGAUACGUGAGGACCCACUUUUUAUGAUCAGGUGAUAGCAUCAUUGUCAGCCUGCUUUCCUCCAUCUGUUAUGUUAAAUUGUGUUAUCUUUUCCUUUUCCAAAUCUGUUCUCAGGAUCUGCAUCCUGUUUUGUCUUGAAUAUUAUUAAUUGACUAUUUGACCUUGUUGUCAUUUAUUUGUUGUGUUUUUUUUUUUAUCUAGGAAGAAAGAAGAUGAGCAAAAACGAGAGGUUCUGAAAAAUCCAGUCAAGAUGAAGAAGAUUAGAGAGUUGGUAAGCUGACCAUUAUAUUUUACCCGAUGUAAAAAAAAAAAAAAGAAUGUCUGUUUCCCUCGGGGUUUUAUUUCAAAUAUAAAAAUUAUGAUCUUAAUGGGUUUUUUUGGUGUCAGCUUUGCUAGUUUAGCUACUUUCAAUUAAAAAUUCACCUUGAAUUCAUGAUAAUUCACACUAUGAUGGAUAACCCAAACUUUGUUUUGUGUAUCAUCACAGUGCUGAAAUGGGAGAGCAAUAACUGUAGCAGUGUAUCACAGGCACACUGUAGGCACUAUAACCAUUUCAUCUAAUUGAAUUGGUUAUAUUGUCAUGAGUCCUGUAGCAAUGUCCCUCCAUUUAUUGUUAAAUAAUUUUUGAGCAGUUUAACUCUGAAUUAAGUUCACUGGCCACCUACAGCCCAGUGUUUUCUCCUGCUCUGUAAACUGAACUUUAAUUACAUACCGGAGGCUACUGCAGGGUCUAGCAAGCUAUUAACAGAGCAUGAUAUAAGAAAUUCCAAAUGAAAAAUAAUUUGCAAUAAAGGAAGUGUAAACAUUAGAUGACUCUUUACGGAAAGUGUUUAGGAAGACUGUGCAAGUCACAUAUAGGGAGAUGUGCCUAAAGUUACACAAACAACAUGGUUUAACUCCUAAAUGGCAGAGCGUUGAGCAGUGAGCAACAAAACUGCUUAAUUAACCUAAAGUUGUUUUGGUGACUGUAGAGUCCCUUUAACCCCUUAAGGACCAAACUUCUGGAAUAAAAGGGAAUCAUGACGUGUCACACAUGUCAUGUGUCCUUAAGGGGUUAAAAAAUGGUUAAUUUCAGGUACUCCAGAAACUAUAACCAUGUUCUACAGUUUCUCUCAUUACACUAGUAACUAUGUCACUCUAAAACGUAGCUAAUCUUAUCUAAAUAUUUGAGCACUUUCUAUGGAGGUAACCUAACAAAUUGGACUUAAUAUAUUGUAGUGUGAUUUGAAUGUCAUAUGCCCUUGUUUGCAGUAGUAGACCGUCACUGACCUAUGUGUUGUUCAUAUGUUCAGCUGCAGACCAGCCUGGAGAAGAAAAGCAAGAAGAAAAAGAAGGAAAAAAAGAAGAGGAGAAAGGAGAGAAGAACUAGCUCCAGUAGUGAAGAGAAGAGUAGCAGUGAAGAAGAAGACCGGAGAAGGAACAGGUAGGGAGUUGAAUAUUUGAGUUGGUGGAGAACAUAAGGGAAAUUAGUUCCCCGCUACAGUGGUUGAUAUGACGAGAUGUCUGAUGUUGGACCAGAGCAUGUGAUGUAAUGAAUUGUACUUUCUGCAGCAAAAAUACUAUUGUGAGAUGGAUAAGAGAUUGGUUGUAGAAAAGCUGGUGGGAGUUUAGUGCUGUGUGCAGUAGCUUAAAGGACAGUCUAAGCACCAAAAUUAUUUAAUCUUAAUGCCACUGUUGUGAGAAGUGCCUCUUUACAUUGUGCAGUAUCCAUGUAUACUAAGGGCUUCUGACCAAAACAGAUUUAAUUACUUAAUCUGCUUGGCGCCUGGCAUCAACAUUCAAGGUUUACUGGCACCAGACAGUGUGAGUGUCCUAUGCUUUUCUGUCAGAAGCACUGGAUUUGCGGAUUUUGGCCAUUUCUAUGCAUGCAUCGUAUGUUGUCAGUGGUUCCAUGAAAAGCAUCUGAUUUGGCAAUUGUAAUCAGUCUUACUGACUUCUGAAAGACGUUUGGACUACAGUGAGGAGACUGCCCCGUUACUUUAAUAGAGGUAAGUUUCUAAAGACAUUUUUUAGUGACUUAAAACAAGUUGGGGGGAGGCAGGAAUGGACUGCAAAAUUCUGACAGAAUAGUUGUAGGAUGGGCUAAUACACAUUUUUAAAUAUUAUUGAGUAAUUUUAGGCAGGAUGGAUAGAAAAUGGUGGAAUUACAGAAGUAAAAAGAUGUAGUAUACGGUAAAUAAAACAGGGAUGGGGGUGUUGAAGGUCAUUUAUAUAAGGAAUAUUAAAAAGAAAAAAAUGCACCAGAUGUUUUGGAACAUGUAAUCUCUCCACUCUUUUGGUUAAUAGAAGUGGUUCUAUACUGAAUUAUUUUACUCAAGGCAAAAGAGCAAUUCCUUUUUUUACUGCCUUCAUCUUAGGUCUCACAAGAACUGCCCAGAGUCUCACCCAGCUCGCAACAGAAUGCCUGGCUAUGGACUGCAGGUAUGUAUUUUUACUUGACAAGUUCUGAAAUCCUUACAGUCAUGGGAAAUAGAAUAUUUAAAAAGGGUUAAAUAAAGAGCAUAAAUGUUUGAAUCAUUGCAAUGGAAGUUGAGAUAAGUAUAAGGCUAUUCAAGACUUGUAGUUGCAUUAAAGGGGAACUGACAUUUUUUAAAAAAGAUUUUUAUAUAUAUUUACUUAUCCCCAUAUAUUUUACAGAUAAGUAUUUGUGAGGCUUGAACAUUAAAAUCCACUGAAGAUCGCUGCCAAUGAACUAAGCUCUUCAUUGCCUUGUUUGACUACUUAGGAUGUGGACCACCCUGGCACACUAACCACUGCAGCAUGCUGUAGUGUUUAUGGUGCUUGAAGUGUUCCUUUAAGAACCAGAAUAAUCCAAGGGGUGAACAGGAACAAAUUAUUUAUGAUGCUACGAUGUUUUAAUUAAAAAAAUACUUUCUUACAGAUCCGAGAAUCAAGUAAAAGUGGCAGUCGUAGAAAUGAAACAGAGCAAGACAGACACCGCGGCCACUCAAGAAGCCCCCACCGAUCAAACACUGAGUGAGUAUCUAAUAUACAAAACCCCACUGUCUCCUUUAAUGCGUCAAAUCUCUACCUUCAAUAUCAGUAUAAAUAGAUAGGAAAAUAAUUAUGCUGAAGGCAAUCUGUGCAGUUCAUUCUUGUAGUCAUGGUCUUUUUUUAUAUUUUUGUGAACCAUUAAGCUAUCAAACAGAGCUAAAACAAUAACUAUGUUACUAUGUAUUCAAAAGGACCAGGCCUAAGAUGGAUGGGAGACACAGUAAACCACAUAGAAGCCCUUCCCCUCGCAAAGAGGAGAAUUAUAGGAGACAACGGACGUCUGGCUAUACCAGGUAUGCACAAUAAGCACUCUAAAAUAAAUUGGGGGAUUUUUUUGAAUGAUGGCAAGGUUUUAUGCCCGUUUAGUAGGUACUAGCAAAAAAACUUAGCUACUUGGUAAUCACUCUAUCUAAAGGAUGAUUAGGGGAUUCAUCUUUCUAUGUUCUUUAUAUAUAACGCUAGUUAAUCAUCUGACUUAAACAUUUUCUUAAACGGUGAAUAUCAUAGAGAAUAAACAAAAAAAGAAAAAAAUGCUAUUCUACCUGUGUAUGAUUUACUGAGACGAUUGUAGGUUAAAAAGUAACUUUUAAUAAAUAAAUCUAAAAUAAAAAUAUAAAAAAGAAAAAAAAUAUAUAUAAUAUGAACAGCAGGAGUAAAUGGAGACUAUACAGCGAGUAAAACUCUGUGACUACUUAUACAAGCUGUAAAAGUGUAUACAUAAUAACACUAAUGCUGAAGCAAUACUGUUUAGCUACAAUAUAACAGUGUAUUCCCAAGUAAUAGAAGUGAUACUAUAUUAUAUAUCACUAAUAGCUGUAACAAGAGGGGGGAGAUAAGACAACUGCUAAACCAGUGCUGUCAAUAGUUAAAAGAUAUGGAUAAGUAAAUCCCUACAUGAUAGUACAACUAACGACAUGGGUUAACUCCACAUACAAUAAUUGAUGAUGAUCUAUGGUGCUUAACCUCAGAAAGAUCAAAGAUAAUGGUUCAGCUAAGACAGAUUUCUGACAGAUGGCGAUUAGCCAGUUAAAUAUCACAAAAGCUGCCUAGAUCAUAGCAGCACUUUGAUAAUAAAUUAAAGGUUGCUGUCAAGCAGUAAAGUAUAAAAUAAGGGGUUGCUGACCUGGCUCCGUUUUUUCUGCAAGAUACCUAGCAGUAUAUUCUAGUGUAACAACAGCUGCCUGCACUGAAUGAUGUUAACUAUUGCUUGACCACAGUGGAGCACCAAGUAGUAGCUCACCUGUGAAGGACUGCUGACAGGCAGCAGUUAACCGGUUAAAAAUCACACAAGUUGACUAAAUGCUGGCUGCAUCUAAAUAAUAGGUCAAAGUAUAAAGAAAAGGUUACAAACAGUUUUUGAACAGGUUGCCUAGGUAGUAGAAAAUAUACCGGUUAAAAGUCACGCAAGUUGCCUAAGUGCUAGCUGCAUCUAAAUUAAUAGGUCAAAGUAUAAAAAGAGGGUUUACAAACAGUUUUUGAACAGGUUGCCUAGGUAGUAGAAAAUAUACAGACAGUGAUAGAGGAAGGCAUAUAGAAUAAAGAUUCCUGAGUCUUGUGCCUUCGAGGGCACCCCUUAGUAAAAUGCCUGGUCUUAUCAAUCUCCCCCCAUAAACAUAAUAAAGGAAAAAGAAAGAGAAAUAAAGUAUGUGCAGAGUACACAAAAUUAGUGUUAAGAGUCUCCAAUAUGCAGUCCUGAGAUGCUGGACAUGAAUGAACUUGAUGUCGGUAAUUUAGCAAUAGAUAAGCAGAGAGUUAGGUGCCGACACCAAUAAUGUGUCAGUAAGUGUCCAGAGCCCCUGACGUGCACGUUUCGCCAGUGAAGCUCAUUUUUUUUUUUUCUUUUUUAUAUUUUUAUUUUAGAUUUAUUUAUUAAAAGUUACUUUUUAACCUACAAUCUUCUCAGUAAAUCAUACACAGGUAGAAUGGCAUUUUUUUCUUUCUUUUUUUGUUUAUUCUCUGAUAUUCACCAUUUAGGGGUUACCCCCCCUUUUUUUUUUAUUUAUUUUUUUUUUUUUUGCCCUCUACCUUGUGAUAUCUAAAUUUUGGCCCUAGGUUAAUCCUUUUUGUUUUCCUCGUAUAAUAAUUUUCUUAAACGGACACUACACAAAUAACAGUGAUUUUUAUUUAAUUCUUAAUUGUUAAGUAGAUAUACCCCAAAGAAUACAUUCAUGCGUUUAAUUAUACAUUUUAUUUUUAUUGGGGGUGUAUCUAAAAAUAGCAUGCAAAAAGCUGCUGAUAUAUUUUGUCUUCAGCCUUUGCAGGAGCUCUCCUAACCCAGCCCAGACUUUUUAUGACUUUCCAAUGCAGCUCAGUUAGAAAUCUCUAAAACAUAGUCUCUAGUGUGAACAUAAAAAAAUAAAAUUAGGAAGAGAAAUUCAAUUUUCCUCAUCAUAGUAAGUAGUGUAAUGCUGUAGAGGUUAUUAUGUCAAGGGUACCCUGGCCAGGUUCCACAGUAAUGGGGGAAACCAACUAGCAACAGUUUGCCCACUUGUCUGGAUGCUCACUUGACUCUGAAACGUUUCUGGCUUUUACAGAGCCGUACAAGCCAUGGCCAUGGCUAAAAGUGUCAGCUCACUGCUGUCUGUCAAUGACUGACAUUCUAUGCAAUGGAAGUUGCACAGAAUUGACAUUAGCCAUACCAGAUCUCUAGUUCCGUGCUGACUCCAAUAACUCUGCCAGAAGAUGGCAGCAGAGGGAUUAAACUCUGUAUGUGCAGCGUUUUAUAAAGAAAUGCUGCACGUAAAAACUUCAGGCACCAUGACCAUUUCAAAAUGCUAAAGUAGUAACACUUAAUGGUUAUAAUGGCGAACAUUUCUUGAUGAGGACUAUUUUUGUUUGUGUUUUAUGUAUGCCUGCUUAUUUUGUUGUUCCUAACACUGACACUUACAUUUAACUUUACAACGAUCUACCUGGAGUAACCCUUUAUUUUUUUUAUUUUUUUUAAAAUUCUUUUAUUUUUGGUGUGUCGUUGCAAUACAUUCUGGUGGGAAUAGCUGUAUAGCAUAGUACAUACAUGGCACAAUCGAGUAUAAGAAUACAUUGUGUAGUGCGGUUCGUACCUUAUUGUCUACAUUGUCACAAGCUGAAAUGUACUGUUAUUGAUGACACUUUUUGACAUUGUCGCAUUAUCACAUUAAACCAUUAACCAGUUAACUGCGCGGAGGAGCGGGGGCCCCGGCCCGACGCCUCGUUGAUUUUGUCGCUUUCAGCUUGUGGUGAAUGGCGUCGACACGAGGCCCCAGCCCCCCGACAGCAUGAGAGAAAAGAGAGUAAUGGAUGGGGGGGGAGGGGGGGUUUGGGGGAAAGGGGGCGGUCAGAGACCGGAGUUUCGCCCAGAUCACGCCCAGGGUCGACCAGGGGCGGCGCUGCCCUCUGCCCCGCUCUAGUUUCAUUCGUCUCUAUGCGUGGCCUUCCAGGGUUCCCAUACCCUUUCAUAUGCUUUCAUGGUACCUCUCACCAGUCUGGAGUAACCCUUUAAUUCAUGUAUGAAAUCUGAAAAAAAAACUGUAAUAUUUCGUGCCUGACCUUCGUCUUUAGCCACAUUGGAUUUUAAUCUGUUUGUGUUUGUAUUUUGGUUCCAAAUGUAUUCUAUUUUAUAUACUGAAGGCCUGUCCAUCAUUAAAGAAAUUCAUAUGUUUGAAAUCUUCUACCACAUGGGCAAAAUAAAAAGGGCAAAAAAACUCUGGUGUUCUCCAGCUGUGAUAAACAAGUAGGAACAAAGAACGAGUAAAAUCUCCUAUAGAGACGUUGUUUUUCUUCCAUAGGAAGCUCUCUGCAGAAGAACUAGAACGGCGGAGAUUAGAAAUGAUGGAGGAUGCCAAGAAGAGGGAAGUAGAGAGAGAGAGUAAUGUGCGCAGGUAUAAGCAAGAGGAACAAAAGGAGCAAGAAAAGGACCAGCAGAGGAAGGAGAGCAAAUUCUUACAGUAAGAUAAACUGGAGGAUUAUUAAUCAGACAGAAUUAGACUCUUACUAAAUUUGUGAUAAGUUCUUUAUUAUGUCUUGACAAUUUCAUAUCUUGUUUUGUUUUUUUUCUUUUGCAGCAACAUGAAGCUAGAGAGUGCAGCUACCUCCUCUCUGGAGGAUCGAGUCAAACGAAACAUUCAUGCAAUCCAACGUACAUCUGUAGCAUUGGAAAAGAACUUCAUGAAACGAUAACUGCAUAACAGUGUUCUCAGGAGCUCACACAUCUCUUUACAGUGACUUUCCUCCAAGAGAUGUAGCUCUCCAUAUCAUUACUCUUCUUAAUUUGUGACCUUGAGGCACCUUAUCCAAAUAGUUAAGAAACAGGGGUGUGGAACUGCACUCAAUCCUCAUGGUGAUGUGAAUCUGGGUGCAACCAGGCUGGUCCCAGUACCAAGAACCAAUUGCUUGAUAGAACAAAAAAUAGAAAGAGAUCGAGGCACUACAGGAUUAAAGACCGUAUAGGUUGAAACAUUGUAAUUUGGCCUUGGGUUAAAUAAAUUGCCUUCUUUGAAUUCUGGAGUGCCUGGACCUCUUUCUAUUUUUUUGUUUUACUCAAAUAGUGUCAGAAUGUAUGGACAUCUCCUUUUCCCAUUGCCCUGGUCAUUGCUUCAUUGAGCGUCUUAACCCUUUUCUUCUCCUUUACAAAAAGCCUCACAAGAUGCGGUGGCCUGUCCAAAAUGUCUUUCCAGUGGUUUGACUCAAAUGGCACAUGACUGUACUAUCAGUAUUGGACAUACUGUAAGCAAGGAAUGACUUAAAAGCAGAUAGUGUAUUAUAUUAAGCAGGGUGGCACACAAGUUCAGCAAGACAGCAGUCUUUGCAGUUCAGAUUUGCCAUGAUGUAAAGUCUGUAGGGUUUAUACCGUGUCCUUGGAAUCAGGUAACCGUUCUCUUUAUCGCUUCCAUGAAUGUUCUGUAUCUGUGCUGAGCACACAACAUGUAUAUACCACUCCUUUAUACAGAGUUUUCAAUUUUAUAUUAAACUUUUCUGUGUGUCUUUACAAUCUAUCCAAAUACUGUUUUUUCUUUCCCCGUGGUGAUUACUUUGUUGAUGGGAAAUAUACUAAUGUAUUCAAAGCAGCUAUUGCAGUGGUUAAGGAAGUGACAUUGCCUUCCUUGGUGUGAUGGAAUCAAAAUCAAGCCUG